AGCUGAUUGGUCAAUUCCUGUCACGUUGUUUGACAAGAAAAAUACUGGUACUAGCUUCCGAUUGUGUUGACCGGAGCUGUCCGAUCAUUUCUGUAAUCUGGACAUCGCAGACAUGGCAAACGUAGCCGAAGAACGAUCCGAAAGAUCUGAUGGGAAGAUUGUAAAGAUGGAGAUCGACUACAGCUCAACUGUAGACCAACGUCUCCCGGAAUGCGAGAAAAUGGCUAAAGAUGGCAAGCUGCAAGAGGCAGUUGAGAGCUUGUUGUCAUUGGAGAAGCAAACUAGAACGGCUUCUGACAUGGUGUCCACGUCCAGAAUCCUUGUCGCUGUGGUCCAGAUGUGUUAUGCAGCAAAAGACUGGGAUGCCCUGAAUGAAAACAUUAUGCUACUUUCCAAAAGGAGGAGUCAGCUGAAACAGGCUGUUGCAAAAAUGGUGCAAGAAUGUUACAAGUAUGUUGAUUCUGUGACUGAUUUAACUAUCAAGCUGCGGCUCAUUGACACACUUCGCACGGUGACUGCUGGAAAGAUCUAUGUCGAGAUUGAGCGUGCCAGGCUCACAAAGACCCUGGCUAAUAUCAAAGAACAAAGUGGAGAUGUAAAAGAGGCAGCUUCCAUUCUUCAAGAGCUACAGGUGGAGACUUAUGGCUCAAUGGAGAAAAAAGAAAAGGUGGAGUUCAUAUUGGAACAGAUGAGGCUUUGCGUUGCUGUCAAGGAUUACAUUCGCACACAGAUCAUUAGCAAGAAGAUAAACACCAAAUUCUUUCAAGAGGAGGGCAGUGAGGAACUGAAGCUGAAGUACUACAACCUAAUGAUUCAGGUGGAUCAGCAUGAGGGUUCCUACCUGUCUAUCUGUAAACACUAUCGGGCCAUUUAUGACACUCCAUGCAUCUUAGAAGACAGCAGCAAGUGGCAACGGGCCCUGAAGAGUGUUGUGUUGUAUGUGAUUCUUGCCCCAUACGAUAAUGAACAGUCUGACCUCGUACACAGAAUCAGUGCAGAUAAAAAAUUGGAAGAGAUUCCCAAAUACAAGGACCUCCUAAAGCAAUUCACCACCAUGGAGCUUAUGCGCUGGGCUGCCCUGGUUGAGGUUUAUGGGAAGGAGCUGCGAGAGGGCUCACCCGGGAGCCCCGCUACAGAUAUUUUCUUGUACUCUGAGGAGGGGGAGAAGCGGUGGAAGGAUCUGAAGAAUAGGGUGGUGGAACAUAACAUUAGAAUAAUGGCCAAAUAUUACACCAGAAUAACAAUGAAGAGGAUGGCUGGGCUCCUUGACCUCUCCGUUGAUGAAUCUGAGGAGUUUCUCUCCAGUCUCGUUGUGAACAAGACCAUUUACGCCAAGGUGGACCGUCUGGCCGGAAUCAUCAACUUCCAAAGGCCCAAAGAUCCAAACGAUCUACUCAACGACUGGUCACACAAACUCAACUCCCUCAUGUCGUUGGUCAACAAGACUACACAUCUCAUUGCCAAGGAGGAAAUGAUCCACAACCUGCAGUGACACAACAUUGCAGUCGCCCCCACGCCCACUUCUGUUGGAUAGUUUUUGAAUAUACAAGAUUUUUGGCCGACAAAAGAUCUGGAGUACUGUAGCAACAGUAAGACAACUGUUGUUGUUUUGCCCAUUAAAAUCUGAUAACAGGACUGUUGCAUACUCCUGUCACACCUGAUUCAUGGCAUGUUAGAGCUGACGGUUUACUUGUUGAAAAAAAUAUAAUCCCUCCCCAAAAUAAACUCCCAUUUGUGUAAUAAA
Molecule: messenger RNA, 1744 nt
Organism: Syngnathoides biaculeatus (alligator pipefish)
Lineage: Eukaryota; Metazoa; Chordata; Actinopteri; Syngnathiformes; Syngnathidae
Gene: psmd12
Product: proteasome 26S subunit, non-ATPase 12
Exons: 11
Coding region: 113-1492 (459 amino acids)
Cellular component (GO): proteasome regulatory particle, lid subcomplex; cytoplasm; nuclear proteasome complex
Source: RefSeq, a predicted model, not a curated record